Oryzias latipes (Japanese medaka) is the source of this 2602-nucleotide messenger RNA. It is a transcript of the gene men1, whose product is annotated as multiple endocrine neoplasia I. Lineage: Eukaryota; Metazoa; Chordata; Actinopteri; Beloniformes; Adrianichthyidae. Gene Ontology annotation, biological process: negative regulation of cell population proliferation; negative regulation of cell cycle; regulation of transcription by RNA polymerase II. Gene Ontology annotation, molecular function: transcription cis-regulatory region binding; chromatin binding; Y-form DNA binding. Gene Ontology annotation, cellular component: histone methyltransferase complex; nucleus; chromatin. The record is from RefSeq and is a predicted model, not a curated record.
GCCGGUGUUUCAAUGAUGCGAACCCCGCCUCAUUUGACUUUCAGGCAGAUUGAACUGCGCGGUAAAAGAAGUGGGACACAAACAAAAACAUGUGUCUGGAGCGGCGACUAUUCUGAUGUGGAGCCGUCGGACCCCCUGAGCCGCGUGCCAUCGGAUACCAUGGGACUGCAGUCCGCCCAGAAGAAGCUCUUCCCGCUGCGAGGGAUCGACGGCGUGGUGCAGCUGUUCGAUGCCGAGCUGCGUAAGCCGGAACCAGACCUGGCUCUCCUCUCGCUGGUCCUGGGGUUCGUGGAGCACUUUUUGGCCGUGAACCGGGUGGUCCCCAUAAACGUUCCGGGGGUUCGCUUUGAGCCGCUGGAGCCCGACUGUCCCGCCUCCUGCUUCCCCACGGUGGAGCUGGGCAUGAUUUCUGCGCUGUACGAACGCUUCACGGCUCAGAUCCGCGGGGCCGUGGACCUGUCCCAGUACCGACGGACCGCCUCGGCGUCCAGCAGGGAGCUGGUGAAAAAGGUGUCGGACGUUAUCUGGAACAGCCUCAGCCGCUCCUACUUCAAGGACCGAGCUCACAUCCAGUCUCUCUUCAGCCUCAUCACAGGCACUAAACUGGACAGCACCGGCGUGGCGUUUGCGGUGGUGGCGGCUUGCCAGGUGCUGGGUUUGAAGGACGUUCACUUGGCUCUGUCAGAAGAUCACGCCUGGGUGAUAUUUGGCAAAGAUGGCGAGGAAACGGCAGAGGUCACCUGGCAUGGGAAGGGAAAUGAAGACCGCAGAGGCCAGACGGUGACGGCCGGUGUUAAUGAAAAGAGCUGGCUUUAUCUGAAGGGCUCCUACAUGAAAUGUGACCGGAACAUGGAGGUGGCGUUCAUGGUCUGUGCCAUCAACCCUUCCCUUGACCUCCACACCGACAGCUCCGAGCUCCUGCAGCUGCAGCAGAAACUUCUGUGGUUGCUGUAUGAGCGAAAUGACUUGGAAAGAUACCCCAUGGCCAUGGGAACGCUGGCAGAUCUGGAGGAUCAGGAUCCAAUCCCAGGGAAGGGGAACCCCCUGAGUAUUCACCUGAAGGCGGUCCAGUCGGCCCAGAAGUACUACAACAACGAGCACAUUUACCCCUACAUGUACCUCGCCGGUUUCCACUACAGACACAAGGACGUCCGGGAGGCUCUGAAGGCCUGGGCCGCUGCAGCUCAGGUCAUGCAGGACUACAACUAUUUCCGUGAGGAUGAGGAGAUCUAUAAGGAGUUCUUUGACAUUGCCAACGACGUCAUCCCCACGUUGCUGAAGGAGACGGCUGCUGCUGACAGUAUCGGAGAAGAAGACGGCGGAGAAACCGCCGACAAGGUUUCCACCAAGCAGGCAGCGGCCUUCUCUGCACUUCAUGACCCAGAAUGCUUUGCCCACCUGCUGCGUUUCUAUGACGGGAUAUGCAAAUGGGAGGAGGGAAGUCCCACGCCGGUGCUCCACGUGGGCUGGGCCACCUACCUGGUCCAGUCUCUCAGCCGCUUUGAAGCCCAGGUGCGUCAGAAGGUCUCCAUCAUAACCAAAGAGCCCGAGUGCCAAGAAGACGACGACCACUCCAGCGAGGAUCCCAGGGAGAGCCGCCGGAGGGGUCCCAGGAGAGAAUCCAAGCUGGAGGACCAGAGCUCCCCUCCCCAUGCCGCUCCCGCCUCCCCGUCCGGGCCGCCGCCCACAGCGGCUCAGCCCAAGAAGCUGGGAGAAGGAGGCGUGCGGCGCCGCUCCUCCUCCCACGGCCCAUGCGCCGGAGACGUGGAUGGGACGCCAAAGUCCCCCGGCGCGGACUCCAUCCCCUCCCCCAUGUCCCAGCAGCAGGCCUCGCCCUGCCCCGCCGGGCCCAUGGUGGUCUUUCAGAGUGAGAAGAUGAAGGGCAUGAAGGAGCUGCUGUGCGCCGCCAAGGUGAACUCCAGCGCCAUCAAGCUGCAGCUCACGGCGCAGUCGCAGGUCCAGAUGAAGAGGCAGAAGAGCACGCCGGCGGGAGAUUACUCCAUGUCCUUCCUGAAGCGCCAGCGGAAGUCGCUGUAAGUCAGGGAGGGGGGUCGGGAUGGCGUGCAGGACAUACUGUGAAGAUGGAAGCGCGCUCUCAUCAGCAACAUGCCGAGCUCCACACAUCGCGUGACUUUGUGCUCCUGCAGUCCGGCCCGCACCCCCUGAUUGUAGGUUAGGUUGUGUUUUAUUAGCUGCUGUUGCACACCGUGUGACUUCAUAGUGAUCUACAUGAGGAAGCUAAAGAAACAGGAAGGACCGGGAGCGACGUGCGCAGACGUUUGUGCACCGCUGUGGUCUCGACUGAGGGCUUGACUGAAUUUAGGAUAGUUACUGUGUAACAUUUCCCACUCUUUACAGACGGCUUAUUUCUUGCUAGCUCUAUGUUGCCUUAAGUUUGUUUUUGGUUCCAAUCUGUUGUUUUCUGAAGUAGGUGGCCUUUAGUUUUAAGGAAUGCCAUAGUUUAGAGUAUUUAUAGUAAUUUGAGACGGCCGGCAAGACCAGACCCUGUCCAGGUGGAGUCAUGCAACAUCCUCUCGGCUUCACCCCUUGUUGUUUUUGUUGCUUUGGUUUCUGCAAGAAAUAAAAAGCUGAUGAACCUCAA